Cutaneotrichosporon cavernicola is the source of this 1770-nucleotide messenger RNA. RefSeq lists its product as uncharacterized. The transcript is spliced from 4 exons. NCBI's taxonomy places the organism in Eukaryota, Fungi, Basidiomycota, Tremellomycetes, Trichosporonales, Trichosporonaceae. The record is from RefSeq and is a predicted model, not a curated record. Bases 1 to 1770 code for a protein of 589 amino acids. Gene Ontology annotation, cellular component: Golgi apparatus.
AUGUCCUCUCCAACAAAGGAACACCGCUUCACACUCUCCGACUACGAUUACCUCGUCGACGCCGUCUCCACUCAGCCCUCCUCCGGCGUCACGUCUCCCGGCGCAAUGUCCCCGACUAGCGCGACGAGUCCGACAACUCGCGGAUUCCGCCCGCUUCCCAACAUCCCGCGCGUCACAUCUCCCACGUCGACUGGCGCGCCCACACCGAUGGAAGGCAUCCUCGGCCCUGGGCCAGCGCCUAUUCCGGCGUCCCCUGAACAGCCGCCGAGCCGCGCCUCGUCAUCUUCCUCGUCGCCGCCCGGAAUGGGCCCCACCUACCCGCCUCGCAUCUAUCAGGCCCACUUUGGGGUUGGAGUGCUUCCACCGCCAGCGCACGGACCCACCUCGCCCCCGGUAAGCAGGCCACCAUUUGUCUCUGGCGGAUCCAACUCGUCUCUCAACUACGCGCGAGGCCCGACCUACCACCCGACCUAUGGCCCGAACUACCCGUCCAGCCAACCGUCAACAGACUACGCGCCCUCCCGCCAGCCGGGCUCAGGAGGCUUCGCUGGUCACCAGCUCAUGCACCAGCGGCAUCCCAUGGAAACACAGAUCCCUGACACCGAAACUGUGCUCUCGCCCCUCUCUGCAGACCGGAGACUGAGCAUGGUCUCGGAGCCUGGUGAAGAAAAGGACGGACAUGAAGAAAAGGCCGUCGCCCAACCUGUGCGUAACAGUUAUGUGCCACCCAAAGCCCCAAACAAGUGGAUAGACGGAUUCUGGCCCAAGAAUACUGCAAUCCGCGCCCUCAUCAUUAUCACGUUCCUCGAGGCAGUGAUCGACAUUGCGAUCCAGGCAAACUUGUUGUGGCGGUACGACCAGGAGAUCUCGGACGACUCGGGAGAUCCCAACGGUCGGCGCCUGCGCAUCUUCCUCGUCGUCUUCAUUCUUGCCCAUAUCACCCAGGUGACGCUCACCCUCUGGGCAGUAUUCUACCGCAACACGAUCCAAAUCGUCGGUCUCGCCAUCUUCAACUGCCUCCUCCUCAUAUACGCCGCCAUCCAAGUCGGCGAAAUCGCAGAGGUCCUCGGUACUCACACGGACGGCAACGCGCACACGGACCACAAGAUUUUCUCACUACCAACCAAGAUCCUUUCGGGUCUAGUUAUCGCAGUCAUCGCCAUCGCUCAAAUUGCGUACAUCUUCCUCGCCUGGUCCAUCUGGAAAGAGUUUGGUUGGCGCAUCUAUCGUUUCCUCGGCGCAGACCUCCAGAUCCGCAGGUACUACCGCCAGUACCAGAUAUUUGAGUGUAUCCUCUGCUUUACGUUCUUCUUCGUCCUUGGCUUUGGCGUGCAGUUCAUCUUCAUGGUCCUUCGCGGCGACCAACCGGAAAAGUACAUUACGAUCAUCAUGCUUCCGCUCUCGGUCGUGUGGCUCGUGUUCGGCGCCAUUGCGGGACGAUGGGAGCUGGCGUGGCUCAUGGGCAUCUUCAUCUUCGGCAUGCACGGCGCCGUCGCGUACUUCAUCUACAAGAUGGUACGCAUCUGGACCCAGUCAUCCCGGUUCGAGGGCGUCAAAAUGUCCCUCACCAUAUUCUCGGUGCUCGCGCUCGCCAUGAUCGUCCUGUGUAUCGUGUUCGCCAUCAUCGUCUGGCGCAACUUUGGCAAGGGCCUUAAGCGCGCCACGGGAUGGAGGCGAAAAGGACACGGCCACACUCCUAGCGACGAGAUGAACUUUGGCCAGACGGCCGACGGCAGCUACAGGCUCCAGCACCGCCUUACAAUCGAAUAG